AUGCAGUUACCAUUGGCUGGAAUGGAAAAUGCUCUCAACCACUUGAUGCCUAUCGAUCCUACUGUUAACAUAGUCGAAAGAAGCGACCAGUCAAACGAAUCUUUGUUUAUUCAACUAACGGAUAGUGACGGCAAUGAAGUUGGGACGCCAAUAUGGAUUCCUUUAGAUGUUGACACGGCUAAGCUCUCAGAUUUAUUAAGCAAUCUUCUUCAAAAAACAGAUGAAAAUUCUUUGACGUAUGAUUUUUUCGUGGGAGAUGUUCAAAUUUUGGAUGAUUUAAAAACAGCUCUAAUUCAAGCACGAGCCAAAGGUACAGAUCCUUCUUUGCCGAAAUUUGGAUCAACUGGUCUUGAAGCUGUGGUCAAAGUUACAUAUCAAGCUCAAGCUGUUUUUCGAGUUCGCCCAGUUACUCGUUGUUCAAGCAGCAUACCAGGUCAUAAAGGUGCCGUUCUGGUUGCACAGUUUUCACCGGAUGGAAGAAGUCUAGCUAGUGGCUCUGGGGAUCAAACUGUUCGUUUCUGGGAUCUUAACACUCAAUUACCGCUUAGUACAGGAUCAGAAGUGCAUAAAGCUCCUAUUCUGUGUUUGGCAUGGUCUCCAGAUGGAGUACGGUUGGCAUCUGGCUGUCAAGGUGGUAUGAUUUGUUUGUGGCGACAAUCUGAGACUGGUAAUGAUUGGGGUCUAUGCUCAACUCGUCCUUUAAUUAAACCUCAAUUAGCAGCUACUCCACCUCAUUCUAAAGGACGAUGGAUACGAUCUGUAUCAUGGAGACCAUUGCACCUGGAUGGAGAAUGUAGACAACUUGCAGUUGCUUAUCAAGAUUGUUCAAUAGUUAUUUGGGAUACAUACACUGGUCAACCAAUUCAUACGAUUACUGGUCAUGAUAAACCAGUCGUGGCCGUACGUUGGGGUGGAACAGAUUUAAUUUAUUCUGCUAGUCAAGAUCGUACGAUUCGUGUAUGGAGAUCUAAAGAUGGUGUGUUAUGUCGUUCAUUGAAUUUGCAUGGACAUUGGGUAAAUUGUUUGGCUCUAAGUACUGAUUAUGUAUUACGCACUGGUGCAUUCGAUCCUGCUUGUGCUCAGUUGGUCAAAGCAGUCCCUGUGUUUUCAAAAGAUCCAGAGACUGUGAUGAAAUUGGCUGAAACAGCAAAAUUACUGUAUGAAAAAGUUAAGGGUUCUAAACCGGAGAGAUUGGUAGCCGGAUCCGAUGACAAUACACUUUCCUUAUGGCAACCAGAAGUUGAUAAAAAACCACUUGCUCCCCGUAUGACUGGUCAUCAAGGAGUUGUAAACGAUGUGAAGUUCUCUCCAAAUGGUCGUCUUCUUGCCAGUGCCAGUUUUGAUCAUUCUGUCAAAAUUUGGGACGGUUUUACAGGACAAUUUUUAGCUACUAUGUUUGGUCAUGUUCAAGAUGUGUACUUAGUCUCUUGGUCAAGUGAUAGUCGUCUGGUUGUAUCAUGUUCUAAAGAUUCAACAGUGAAAGUAUGGUCUGUUGUUGAAGCUCGUCGUUGGAAUCAAGAAUCUGUCACAGUAACUAAAGAAGAAAAGAAAAAACAAAUAUUCGCUAGUGAUGUAGCCGGUAAAAAACGAUCCAAUUCAUCAUCGUUCAUUCAUCAACGCAAACGUCAUCUAUUACAUGAUUUACCUGGACAUUCAGAUGCAGUUUAUGCAUUAGAUUGGAGUCCUGAUGGACAAUAUGUAGUUUCAGGCGGUAAAGAUCGAAUAUUAAAAUUAUGGAGAGCAUGAAACUUGCGACGAUGUUUUUAUGUUCUAUACAAACACUAUUGAAAAUUUGGCCUUUUAUCAUCAUUUAUUGAUAAUUUUCUAAAAUAAUUUCUUCUCACUUGUAGAUAUAAACAUGUAUAUGAAAAGAAUUGUGAAUAAUAUAUAUUAAAAUGGAUAACAAAUAGUGA
This is a messenger RNA of Schistosoma turkestanicum, 1913 nucleotides long. The record is from the annotation of a GenBank genome assembly. NCBI's taxonomy places the organism in Eukaryota, Metazoa, Platyhelminthes, Trematoda, Strigeidida, Schistosomatidae.